This is a messenger RNA of Saprolegnia parasitica CBS 223.65, 1789 nucleotides long. RefSeq lists its product as hypothetical. Gene Ontology annotation, molecular function: calcium ion binding. The record is from RefSeq and is a predicted model, not a curated record. The transcript has 5 exons. Lineage: Eukaryota; Oomycota; Saprolegniomycetes; Saprolegniales; Saprolegniaceae. Bases 19 to 1737 code for a protein of 572 amino acids.
CUCGUGUAUAUUUAGGCCAUGGCGACCGACGUGGUGUGGCGCGGCCGGCAGCUUUUGCCGAUCCUGGCGCCGACGCACGAGCUUCUCGCGACAAGCGACCAUGACGUGGCGGUCCGAGAGGUCGCGACGCCGUCGUACCGCCUCGUCUUCUCGGUCCAAGGCAGCGUUGACGGAAGCGCCGUGGUGCGAUCGCUCUCGACGGCCGAGAUCGCAGCCGCCGUUCAACGGUACCGGGCGCAUCCGCACGAAGCGAAUUCGGCCGCCGACCGCGCGAUGCAGCGCUGGAUCACAAAGCACAAGACGCCGCCGCGCGACGACCUGAUUCGAUGGUUGCUGGCGCGCAUGGUCCUUCUCAUGAGCGAGCCGCCGACACUCGUUCUGCUCAGCGAAGUUGGGCUUUCCAAGGCCCACGUCACGCGCAAGCAACCGCUGCCGUUGACGCCCCGCACGAUCGUGAGUCCGUUUGCGGAUGGCGACGACGACGAGCCGCUGCCGCCCUUCUCGCCCAAGAGCGGCGCGGCACCCGAAGACGCGAGCGACGACGACGACGAGGCGCCGCCACCCUUUGCAGAGAAAGUGGCACCCUUCGAACCUGCCGCGGUGCGGUCGCAACGCAGUACCGUCGUCGCGUCGUCGCGCUGGGCAGACGACGCGUGGCGACUUGCGCUCGAGCUGCGCAAGUCGAAAGCCGACGUCGAGAAGGCCAAGGAGUUGCGUCGGCGCCAAGAGGUCGUCGCCACCGCGCGCAAGCAGUCGCUCUUGGCGUCGGCGUCGCGGCUCCGGACGUCGGCCAAGACGGACAAGCGCGACAAGCGGCUCGUCAAGGACGCGACGCACAAGGCGAUCGAACACCACGAGAUGGCCGCGUACAUUGAAAAGCAAACGCGGCGCGAGUACAUCCAGUACAUGCGCGAGCACGAGCGCACGACGCGGCUGCUUCAAAUCGGUCAGCGCCGCCACGGACAAAAAGGACCGCACUUGGGCCCGGGGCCGCUUCCGACCGACGUGUACGCAACGGCACGUGACGACGACGACGACGAGACCGAGCCGUUUGUGUACGACAUCCAUGGCCGCCGCCACGCAGUGACGAGCGCGGACGAGGUCCGCGCCAAGAGUGUCUUUGACGCCGCGAUGCGAAAAGUGCAGCGGAUCGCCGCCAAAGCGGGGCGCCACCUCGUUGCGCUCUUCCGCCAGCACGACGUGGAUCGCAGCGGCACGCUCAACUUGACCGAGUUUGCCGCCGCGCUCCAGAGUCUGCACGUGCAGCUGAGCGCCGAUCAACUGCACGCGCUCUUCUCGUUUUUUGACGCAAACGACUCGGACGGCAUCGACUAUGGCGAGCUGCUCUGGAGCUUCUUCAACCGCCGAGCGUUCCUGAAGAAGUGGCAAAUGGCGACUGAGAGCCUCUCGCCCGUGGAGCUCCACGCGCGCUUUUACGCUGCGGACCGGGCGCGCCGGGGCGCACUCUCGGCCCGGGACUUUUUCCUCGCGAUGCAGCAGCUAGGGUUUCGCUUCUCGGACCUUGACGAGACGCUGCUGCUGCACAAAUUUGACGCCAACGGCGACGGCUUCAUCGACUUUGACGAGUUUCAGCGCGCGUUCCACGCCAACCAUGCACCCGCCGCAAACCCAGCACGAGCUCCAACGCCGCAAGGUAGCAUGACGUCCCUCGAGUCGGAGCUGCAGGCGCUCGAGGCGCUCCAAUCCAAGCUGCAACAUCUCCUGCAGCAAGUCUAACCAAGCAUGGUCCAAAAGUAUCAAGUUCUCCACCUACUACGAUACAAAACGG